GCAGAAUUUCUUCAGCACAGCAGGAUCAGUGGCUCAGGAAAACCAAUGUAUCGUGUCGUCCUGCGUGAAAUAAUUAGGAUUAAAGAAAACAAACAAACAAGUGAAGAAUCCUAACGAGCAAUUUUAUUUCUGCCGUGGACAAUAAGAUUAUGAUCUUGCACAGGCUUGUUAAUGCCUUGCUGCGAAAAACUGAGCAUGGCUUUAAUAGAGUUUCUUAAAGGUUUAUAUAGUGAAUGUUUCCAGAGGUACUACAAAAGCAGAACAUCCUUUUAAUUUCCUUCCUUAUAGUUAAAACUGGACUUCAGUAGCCAUCUGUUCUUAGAGACAUUCAAAAGAGGAUGUUGAGGCUUAUAACAUUGAAAUACCAAAGUGUAGAAAGGACGACCCUCUGUAGAAACAGGAUUCUUUAAAACACUCCUAGAAAAAGUUGGUAUAUGGGACUGAUCGGGUGACAAUUGGAUACAUGGAAAAGAUAAAUGACAAUGACGGCAACCCAAGCAGCAGCCACCAGGCCCUAAAAGGAACCGCCAGAUGGGCUGCGUCACUGGAGAACCUCCUAGAGGACCCAGAAGGAGUUAAACGAUUUAGGGAAUUUUUAAAGAAAGAAUUUAGUGAAGAAAACGUUUUGUUCUGGUUAGCAUGUGAAGAAUUUAAGAAAACACAAGAUAAGAAACAGAUGCAAGAAAAAGCUAAAGAGAUUUAUAUGACUUUCCUGUCCAGUAAAGCUUCCUCCCAAGUCAAUGUUGAAGGCCAGUCCCGUUUGAAUGAGACAAUAUUGGAGACACCUCAUCCUCUAAUGUUUCAAAAACUCCAGGACCAGAUAUUCAAUCUCAUGAAGUACGACAGCUACAGCCGCUUCUUAAAGUCAGACAUGUAUCUAAAACAGAAGAAGUCCGAGGAACAGGACGAGAAUUCAUCAGAGGCUCAAUCUGCAGCAAAAAGAGCAUCAAGAAUUUACAACACAUGAUCCAAAGAAGUCUUUUAGGACAAGCAAUGAAAAAUUAACUCAACUCUCAGGAACAGUCUUUGUGUUUAUAACAGUUGCAUUUAAAGCUUGAAAAAGCACAACAUCCUUUUAAGGGAUACUUACCUUUUUAAUGGCUUGAAUGACUAAUUGGUUUUGCAUGAUAGCUAAUACCAAACACCCCUGAAACGACUGUUUCCUAAACUGCAAGGCUGGGGAAUUCCUAAGUAGCAUGAAUUACUUUCUGCAUUUCACAAGUUAAAAUGCUUUCCAAAACUUGCAUUUUUGUGAGGCAUCACAAACGUACAACAUGGAAGACAGGGUUGCUUUCGCCUUUUGAUAUUUUUUUACCUUUCCUGCUUAUAUAUUUGUGAAUUAUUGGGAGCAGAUAUGGAGUAGCAGUGUCAGUUACUUUCUGGAUGAGUCAUUCAAAGAUGAGUUUACUGAUUAUCAUUGCAGGGCCAUAUCGUUUAGGGUUAAUUCUAAUAAAACCCAAUUUCUAAACCCCCCCAAGAUGUAAGCCUCAUUUUUCAAACCUGUUUCUAGGAGAGAUAUUGAAAGGCUAUUUCAGGUUUGUAUUUGCCUUUUUGUUGAACUAACAGGAGGAUUUCUUUAGUCAGGAUUUUCAUUACUGAAUUUUUCUAAUUUCAUGACAUUUCCCAUAACAGACUAUCAGCCGCUUUGGAAGAUAGAAGCCCAUAGCCAGCCAACAGAAACAGUAUGUCAAGUUUUUUAGGACAAGCUACAGUGUUUUCAUACCUAGGAUGAAACUAUAAUGAAACUAUAAUGAAAAAAAAUCAAGAUGGAAAAGUAUCCUUCACAAUCCUCAAAACACAUUAAGAAACCUGCCAGCUGCUGCCCCAUUUUGGGCAUUGUGACUCCAAGCAGGCAGGCUCUGAGGUCUAGAGUGCAUGUUUAGCACUUGAGCCAGCAAGCGCAUAAUUUUGAAGUCGAAUUGAGUUUUGGCAAACAUUAGGUCUCUCCCAGCCCCCUGAGGCAUCCUGCCUCUGCUGCCAGAAGCUCUAUUGCAGAGAAUGCGUGAAGUGCCAGUCUUCAUUUUUUUCAGUUUUACUUUGCUAAAAUCAUUUGUUCUCGUUCAGUCUGAUUUUGUUUCUCCCAAACAAAUGUUUUAGGCUUUUCAGUGCACGCAUUUUAAUACCUCCAACAGAACAGCGAGGUUAAAGUUGUGGUAUUGCCAUUUCCAUGGCAUGCUUGAGAUGGUAUUCUCUGGGCAGAGGUAAACUCAAUAUAUUGAUGAUGAAAUGUCAAGAGUAAUAAAGGAAAAAGCAGGUGGAAAACU
Messenger RNA from Alligator sinensis (Chinese alligator), 2264 nucleotides. It is a transcript of the gene RGS10, whose product is annotated as regulator of G protein signaling 10. The transcript has 5 exons. Gene Ontology annotation, biological process: regulation of G protein-coupled receptor signaling pathway. The record is from RefSeq and is a predicted model, not a curated record. Gene Ontology annotation, molecular function: GTPase activator activity; G-protein alpha-subunit binding. The coding region runs from base 464 to 967 and encodes 167 amino acids. Lineage: Eukaryota; Metazoa; Chordata; Crocodylia; Alligatoridae.